GGCUUGCACUGCAUUGGAGGAUCACAAUAACAAGCGAAAUCUACAAAGAAACUCUACAAAAGUAAAGCGUCUUUCAGAAUGCAGAGCCUGAGUAUGCUGCUGAUCUUUACCCUUUGCGGGUCAAGCUUGUGCAACCUUAUCCAAGAGAAACAGACGGAUUUUGGACUGCAGGUGUUCUCCAAAGCUGUCCAGUCUGCUCCGGACAGAAAUCUUGCUCUUUCUCCCUAUGGCAUCUCCUCAGUACUGGGCAUGGCUCAGCUGGGAGCCUAUAGCAGGACACUUGAAGUGCUCACCUCCAAGAUGGGCUACUCACUGCAAGCACGAGGAAUGCCAAAGCUACAGAGGCUGCUUCAGAGAGAUUUGGCCAGUGAAGAUGGAGUGGAAGUGGCCAGUGGUGUCAUGGUCGACAGGAAGAUAUUUUUGGAAAAGGUCUUUAGACGCAGCCUGACCAAAGCCUUCCAGAGCGUCCCACACCAAAUAGACUUCACCCACCCAGAGAUGGCCAGGCAGGUGAUCAACUCCUGGACAUCUGACCACACUGGUGGAAUGAUUUCUGACUUCCUCCCAUCUGGGGUGCUGAGUGAACAGACACGUUUAGUCCUGUUAAAUGCCCUCCACUUCCAUGGGAUCUGGAAGACGCCCUUUGACCCUAAACUUACUAGGGAACAGCUCUUCCAUAGAGUCAACGGCAGUGCUGUAUCUGUUCCUAUGAUGAUAACGACUCAAAAAUUAAACUAUGGUGAAUUUGUGACUGAGGACGGAGUGGACUAUGAUGUCAUCGAGGUGCCUUAUGAGGGGGAGACUAUAAGUAUGCUUCUGGUGACACCAUUUGAAAGGGAUGUGCCUCUGAUGGCCUUGAACAAAGAGCUAAGCAGCAGCAGGAUUCACCAAUGGAGAAAAGAGAUGAGAAAGGUUAACAAACAACUAGCUAUUCCAAGGUUCUCUAUGGAUGCAGAAAUUGAUCUGAAGUCUACACUGAGCAAGAUGGGUCUUGGAGACAUUUUCAGCCAGAGCAAAGCUGAUUUCUCUCGCAUUACCACUGAGGAACCUUUAUGUAUAUCCAAGGUCCUUCAGAGAGUAAAACUUGAGGUGAACGAAGAAGGAACCAAAGGCUCAUCUGCUACAGCGGCUGUCAUCUACUCUCGCAUGGCUAUAGAAGAGAUCACACUGGAUAGACCAUUCUACUUCCUCAUUCAACACAAACCCACUGGUGCGCUGUUGUUCAGCGGUCAAGUUAACCAGCCUCAAGAAUACUAACAGACUGAAGUAACCGUACAAGCAGAAGGACCAAAGAAACCGCCAAAAAGUCUGCACAUACUACUGAAGACACUAGAUCUGUUUUAAACUGGGGGGGGGGGGGGGGAUGAGACUGCAUAACCUUCUAUAUCUGCCAUGUGAGCAUUGCCUGGAGUGCCAAACUUUAAUAAGAAAUGUAUAAACAAGGUUAUUCAGUAUGUAUUGCCUGCUAAAGUGGAGGAGUAUCUAGACUAUGAAAAGAAAACAUUAUUGUUCAAAGCACAUGUCUGAAACAUCAAGGACAUUUAAAGAACAUGAAUUUAAAGCCUCAGCAGACAGAAGUUCUACAUGCACUAACAAUUUGAAGACUGAAUUAAUGUCUAUGCUUGUUUCAUAUGAUGUUUAAUGUGCUUAUAUUUUUUUAAAAGUUGUAUUUUACAGUAUUUAUAUUAAUUUAUUGUCGAAGGUCAUAUUUUCUUGAAGACUGUUUAUUAAAAUGAUAUCCUUUUAUAAUAAAAGCGACCAUAAAACA
Messenger RNA from Rhinichthys klamathensis goyatoka, 1768 nucleotides. It is a transcript of the gene serpine1, whose product is annotated as serpin peptidase inhibitor, clade E (nexin, plasminogen activator inhibitor type 1), member 1. NCBI's taxonomy places the organism in Eukaryota, Metazoa, Chordata, Actinopteri, Cypriniformes, Leuciscidae. Gene Ontology annotation, biological process: negative regulation of plasminogen activation; negative regulation of vascular wound healing; negative regulation of endopeptidase activity. Gene Ontology annotation, molecular function: serine-type endopeptidase inhibitor activity. The record is from RefSeq and is a predicted model, not a curated record. The transcript is spliced from 9 exons. Bases 79 to 1257 code for a protein of 392 amino acids.